Jaculus jaculus (lesser Egyptian jerboa) is the source of this 2551-nucleotide messenger RNA. It is a transcript of the gene C11H3orf80, whose product is annotated as chromosome 11 C3orf80 homolog. The transcript has a single exon. The coding region runs from base 1 to 744 and encodes 247 amino acids. NCBI's taxonomy places the organism in Eukaryota, Metazoa, Chordata, Mammalia, Rodentia, Dipodidae. The record is from RefSeq and is a predicted model, not a curated record.
AUGUGGGGACCCGGGGUGACCGCCGAGGGCCUGUCGCCGGCCCCGGCGCCGCCGCCGCUGCUGCCGCUGCUGCUGCUGCUGGCGCUGGCGCUGGUGGCGCCCUCGCGGGGCGGCGGGGGCUGCGCCGAGCUGGCGUGCGGCGAGCGCGAGCGCUGCUGCGACUCGGCCAACGCCACGGCCGUGCGCUGCUGCAAGCUGCCGCUGCACGCCUUCCUGGACAACGUGGGCUGGUUCGUGCGCAAGCUCUCGGGGCUGCUCAUCCUACUCGUGCUCUUCGCCAUCGGCUACUUCCUGCAGCGCAUCAUCUGCCCCAGCCCUCGCAGGUACCCGCGUGGCCAAGCGCGCCCCGGGCAGGGACGCUCCGGGCCACCGGGGAGCGCCGGGCCCCCGGGGACCUCGGGUCCGCCCGACGACGACGACGACGACGACGACUCGCCUGCCCUGCUGCGAGACGAGGCGGCGGCGGGCUCGCAGGACUCGCUGCUGGACAGCGGCGGCCGGGGCCGGGGAGGACGCCUAGGUCCCUCCGGAGCCUCGGAGCACGAGCUGCGCGCCGUCCCGCCAGUCUUCCUGCAGCUGCCCAGCUAUGAGGAGGUCAAGUACCUGCCCACCUACGAGGAGUCCAUGCGGCUGCAGCAACUCGGCCCCCCCGAGGUCGUGCUGCCCGUGUCGGUGCUCGGCCGUCCGCGAGGCGGCGGGGCCGGGGACGCCGACGGCGGCCAGGGUCGCUUCCCGCUCAUCUGAGCGUCCCGGGCCCCUUGGGAGCGCGCGGACCUAGACCUGGACAGGCUGGGAACUCGGGGCGGCACGCCCUGUGAGUGUGCCUGUGGCCGCCACUGACCACGCCUAGUGCCCUUGCAAAGCCUGUUGCCCCGCGUCUGGGUUGGGGUCGGGUCUUCUUCCUCCUUCUGCUUCACCCCUCCCGCCGCCCUUCCCCCCCCCCGCCACAUCUGGGAUCUUAUGUUUUCCUGAAUUUCUGUCGACCCAAGGAAAAGUUGGGCUCGCUCAGAGGGGGCAGUGGUCGCGGACAAACCCCCAGGGUCACUUAGGCGGCGUUCCCGCCCUCUGCUCUGCCUCCCUUGGGUUCCUUCGUAAGUGCCUGCUUCCCGCGUGCAAGAGAACCUAUGAGCCCUGUGGCGCGUCGGUCUGGAGAAGGACGGUUGAGGAAGGAGCGGGGUUCUACUCCUGUCCCUCCAGUCUGGACAGGUCAUGGUCUCCCGGGAUGGACAGGUGGCCCAGAGCCAUUGGAUACGACCCGCAACUAGCGAGUGUUGCGCCCGGGAAGGGGGAGGUCUGGGAGCAGCACAGGGAGUGAUGGAAUAGCUCCCAGAAACCCCGUCAGUGCUUGGCCAAGCAGAUAGUCAUACGGGCUCACAGUCAGGUGGGCGUACCAUGACUAUGGUUAAGAAGGCUGUACCAGUUUAGGACACAGCAACUACUUACACCAGACUGUAUUCAUACUAUGGUAUGGUUGAACUUUGGAUUUUUCAGUAACUGAGACGGUGUUUAUUUUGGCUUUUAUUUUUCUAUUUGCAUCAUGUAUUGAAAGCAGCUGAAAGGCAGGUCAACAAAUUGAAAGGAUAAUUGUAUUAUCACUGUAUUUGUGUUUUGUUUAAUUUUUUUUUAUUUUAGGUCAGGAAUAUGCUCACCUUCUGCCAUUAUUGGUUAACAAAAUGUUGGACAUUAUUUCAUUUAAAAUGGGGGGAGGGGAGACAUGGUUAAACAAGGAAUCGUGACAUAAAAACAUGAAGGAUACCUUAUUUUCAGCAUUUGAGAAUAUAUUUUAUUUUUAGUACUAUGGCAUAAUAUAUAACCUUUUAUAAUAACUAUACAUAGUGUAGUCUAAGUCUUAAUUGCAUCAUUUAUUGCAUCAUUGUAUGUAGAAAUCUCUGAUAUGUGUAUGUCAUACCAUGACGCAAGAAGUCUUGCACUUUCUUCCAUUUUCCAUCUGGAAUACAUUCUGCAGUUUAAUUCAAAAUAUUGGAAUUUGGGAAUUGAAAUUUUUGUUUAAAGCCAUACUUUUGCAGUAAUGUGCUACAGAAGAAUUCAGACUACUUAUCUUUUUGAAAAAGAAAGUCAUUAGUUCUGUGACAUUUCCUGUAAGCAAAAAAAGUAAUGACAUGUUUUAAUGCAUGGUGUAUAGUGUACAUAUGGUAUUGUCUAUGUACAGUAUAUACAUUGUAUGUCACAUAGUUAUGGCAGCUCAUGACUACCAUAGAAGGAAAAGAAAGAUGACAAAUCCAGAUUUCUCUGGAGAAGGGUAAAUGUCAGUAGUCACAGAGAAAGUUUAUCCACAUGGUUGUAGGUUUCCUUGUAAUUGCAGAAGCUGCUCAGUCCUGAGAAGUCAUAACACACCUGACUGGUAGUGGAAGAAACUUGGAUUACUUGAAGUUUUUGAAGGCUGGUUGAAAAAGUCUGACAGUCCUGCAAAACUUUUAAUGUGUACAUUGUAACAAAAGAGAAUGGUUUGUUUUAAACUUCUAGAAGCUACUGACCUAAUCAUUAAAGAAAAUCAUUUGAAGUAUAUUAAAAUUGAAAAGGCACUAAAAUA